Molecule: messenger RNA, 1717 nt
Organism: Hemicordylus capensis (graceful crag lizard)
Lineage: Eukaryota; Metazoa; Chordata; Lepidosauria; Squamata; Cordylidae
Gene: CCNA1
Product: cyclin A1
Exons: 9
Coding region: 253-1485 (410 amino acids)
Biological process (GO): mitotic cell cycle phase transition; regulation of cyclin-dependent protein serine/threonine kinase activity
Cellular component (GO): cytoplasm; cyclin A2-CDK2 complex; nucleus
Molecular function (GO): cyclin-dependent protein serine/threonine kinase regulator activity
Source: RefSeq, a predicted model, not a curated record
AAGCCGGGGCGCUGCAGGGGGAGGCGGCGCGACGCCGGCGCCUGCUGAUUGGCCGCCGCUUAUAUAGGCUGGGCAGGGGCGCAGUGUGGCUACUCGGAGUCCUUGUUCACACCCUUCCUGCUCCUCGGGGAGGGAGCUGCUUUGGUGGGGCGAGAAGAGGAGGCGAAGGCGGCGGCGGGAAGGAGCCCCCAGCUGGCCGUGAACCCUCGCUGCGGGCUGGGAAGGGCAGCAUCAGCUGCCAACCCUGAGGAAAUGCGCCGCAGCAACAAGAGUGAUGAGAAGGCACCAGCCGGGGGCCAAGAGGCCCUGCAGCUUGCUGCAGAGUCUCACGCCGGUCAAAAUACCCACCAAAGAGCUGUUCUUGGGGUGCUGACUCAGAAUGGGCAGUGUCUGAGGCCCUGUGGCCAGGGAACUACCAUAGUGAGACGCUUCUCUGGAUCUGAAAAUGUGUUUCCUGCUGCUGGCAAGAGCAUGUUGCCAGCCUGCAUGGUGUCCAAGCAAGGCUUUACUAUUUAUGUAGACGAACUGGAGGAGGAAAAUAUGCCUAGCUGUGUGGCUGUGGAAGAGAGCAUGAGUGAAUUUGACACCCACACCAUGAGGCCCAGCUUUCACCUGCUGCUAGACUUGAGUACAGGUUCUCCAAUGUUGGUGGAUACAUCAUUGCAAUCACAAAAUGAAGAUCAGGGUAAUAAAUUGGAUGUCAUGAGUGUUGUAGAAUAUGCUGAAGAUAUUUAUCUUUAUCUGAGAGAAGCGGAGGUAAGAUACAGACCCAAGCCAUGCUACAUGAGGAAACAGCCUGAUAUCACCUUGAGUAUGCGUGCAAUCUUAGUGGAUUGGCUGGUUGAAGUUGGUGAAGAAUACAAACUUCAUACAGAGACACUGUACCUUGCUGUAAACUACUUGGACAGGUUCCUCUCUUGCAUGUCAGUCCUUAGAGGAAAACUGCAACUUGUAGGAACAGCAGCAAUUCUCCUGGCUGCGAAAUAUGAAGAAAUCUAUCCUCCAGAAGUAGAAGAAUUUGUGUAUAUAACAGAUGAUACCUACACCAAAAAACAGCUUCUGAGGAUGGAGCACCUGCUCCUUAAAGUCUUGGCUUUUGACUUGACAGUGCCAACCAUCAACCAGUUUCUCCUUCAGUAUUUACAGAGACAUGGUGUCAGUCUUAAGACGGAGAACUUUGCAAGGUAUGUAGCUGAAUUGAGUCUCCUUGAAGCUGAUCCCUUCUUGAAGUAUCUUCCCUCACAAAUGGCGGCAGCUGCUUAUUGUCUUGCAAACUACACUGUGAAUAGGCAUUUUUGGCCAGAUACCCUUGUUGCUUUCACUGGAUACUCACUAAGUGAGAUAGUGCCUUGUCUAAGUGACCUGCACAAAGCAUGCCUUGAUGCUCCUCUUCGGCAACAGCAAGCAAUACGGGAGAAAUAUAAACUGAGCAAGUAUAUGCAAGUAUCUCUUCUAGAGCCACCGCCUGUCCUCCCUCUGCAAUGAACUGCUGCAUGCCAGUAAACUGCACUGAAGCUGAAGCACUUGCCUCUCUGAUCAACAGAGUUGAUCUUGCUAAUAUUUUAUAGGGCACUGCAGGUCACGUGUCAUAAUAUGUUGCUUAAACUAUUUUUAGAUGACCGCCUUAGUAUACAGCUGUACCUCAUUACAAGGACUCAGGACUGUAGUUUUAAUGGAAACUAAAAAGCACUUUUAAUAAACAUCUUUCUCUUUAAAA